Molecule: messenger RNA, 630 nt
Organism: Ambispora gerdemannii
Lineage: Eukaryota; Fungi; Glomeromycota; Glomeromycetes; Archaeosporales; Ambisporaceae
Source: the annotation of a GenBank genome assembly
AUGGACCAAGAAGAAACCGAGAAAAACGAAAAAUACAUUGACAAUAAUGACAAUGAUGAUGUGAUCCCUAACGAUGUUCGCGCUUAUCGCGACAAAGAAUACUGGGACAUGAGAUAUCAAAAAGAAAUGAUAACAUCCGAAAUUAAUACAAAAACGUUUGACUGGUUCAAAACGUAUAAAGAUCUAAAACCAUUAUUUAACGUGCAUCUAACUCACAAUUCACCGAAAAUUUUGAUGCUUGGAUGCGGAAAUUCAACACUAUCAGAAAACCUAUACGACGACAAUACAAACUACCGUCAAAUCACAAACAUCGAUUUCUCAAAAAUCGUAAUCGAUCAAAUGUACAAACGAUGCCACGAAACACACAAAGAAAUGCAGUGGUUGGUGAUGGAUGUUCGCAACUUAAAAUUCUCGGACACGUCUUUCGAUUAUGUGAUUGAUAAGGGAACAAUGGACGCGUUAAUGUGUGAUAAAGGUGAUGUUUGGGAUCCCGAUCAAGAUGUGGUGGAGAAUGUUAGAAAGGAGGUGGAUGAGGUGGUUAGAGUCUUGAAGCCUGGUGGGAAGUUCAUAUAUAUCACAUUUGGUCAACCACAUUUCCGUCGACGCCAUUUAAAACGCGAUUGUUGGGAA